AUGCCUGAACCUAACGUUACCAACAUAUCCCAUGUGGUGGACAACAUCAUCAAGUCAGAAGAAGACAAAAUAUCCUAUAGAGGCCUGGAAUUAACUAAUGGAAUGAAAAUUUUGUUAAUCAGUGAUCCCACAACUGAAAAAUCUGCAGCUGCUUUGGAUGUUCACAUUGGCCAUAUGAGUGACCCCUGGCAUAUACCAGGACUUGCCCAUUUCUGUGAGCAUAUGUUGUUUCUUGGAACAGAGAAGUACCCCUCAGAAAAUGAGUUCAGUGGAUUUUUAAACCAACAUGGUGGAAAUGAUAAUGCAUUCACAAGCACACAACAUACCAACUUCUAUUUUGAUGUGGCUCCGGAGUUUUUGCAAGGAGCUCUCGACAGGUUUUCUCAGUUUUUUGUUGGACCACUCUUUACCGAAAGUGCUACAUGUCGAGAAGUCAAUGCUGUUAACUCUGAGCAUGAAAAAAACUUGCAAGAGGAUGUGUGGCAUUUAGACCAGUUGGAAAAAUCCCUUGGAAAUCCAAAACAUGACUUCAGUAAAUUUGGAACAGGAAACAAAGAGACAUUAGAAGAGAUCCCAAAGUCUCAAAAUAUUGAUGUAAGAGAAGAGCUUUUGAAGUUCCAUGAGAAAUGGUAUUCAGCCAACAUUAUGGCUCUAUGUGUUAUAGGUAAAGAGUCUUUAGAUGAGUUAAUUGAAAUGACAGUACCCUUGUUUUGUGAUGUGGAGAACAAGAAUGUCACAGUUCCUGAGUGGUUAGAACAUCCUUAUGGACCAGAACAAUUAAAGCUCCAAACCAGUGUUGUUCCAGUUCAAGAUAUUAGGGAGUUGCAUCUCUCAUUCCCUGUUGCAGAUCUUCAGCAGUAUUAUAAGGUAGAUCAUGUUUCAUAUUUAGGCCAUUUGAUUGGACACGAGGGACCAGGUAGUCUUUUGUCAGAACUGAAAUCUAGAGGAUGGGCAAAUUGUUUAGAAGCAGGUUACGAGAAUAAAGCGAAAGGAUUUUCUUUUUUCGUUGUCAGUAUGGAAUUAACAGAAGAAGGCAUUGAACACACUGAUGACAUCGUGACACUGAUCUUCCAGUACAUUAACAUGUUGAAGAAGGUAGGACCACAACAAUGGAUCUAUGAGGAGUGCAGAGAUAUUGCUGCAAUGACGUUUCGCUUCAAAGAUAGAGAGCGUCCACAGUCUCUUGUGUGUGAUUUAGCAGAGAUGUUACAUAUGUAUCCAAUAGAAGAUGUUCUGUCAGGACCGUAUUUGAUGUUGGAGUAUAGACCAGAUCUCAUUGAAGACUUACUGAAUAGGCUUAGCCCAGACAACAUUAAGGUUUCAGUUAUUGGCAAGAAGUUUCAAGAUACGGUAGAUGCUAAAGAAAAAUGGUAUGGGACCGAAUACAAGCUGGAGAGAAUUACAUCAGAACAGUUAAAGGAAUGGGAGAAUGCAGGCUACAACAAAAGUUUUCAGUUGCCUCCAAAAAAUGAAUACAUACCAUCAAAUUUUGAUCUUGUUCCAAGACAAACUGAAUUCGGAAACCUUCCUCAAAUGAUUAAGAAUACUCCAAUGUUCCGGGUUUGGUUCAAGCAGGACAAUGAAUUCCUUCUUCCUAAAGCUAACCUUACUUUCAAGUUUAACAGUCCACUAGUUUCAUUGGAUCCUCUUCAUGAAAUUACCACCUGCUUGUUUGUACAGCUCUUUGAAGAUGCUUUGAAUGAGUAUGCUUAUGCAGCUUAUAUGGCAGGUCUCACUUAUCAAUUAUAUGACACUGAAUACAGCAUAAAUCUAUAUAUCUAUGGGUAUAAUGAUAAGCAACACAUUUUGUUGAAAACAAUCAUGGAAGAGAUAACACAUUUUAAGGUUGAUCCAAAACGUUUCAAGAUUCUGAAAGAAACAUAUAUUCGAGAUUUGAAAAACUUUUCUGCAAGGCCAUCGUACAAACAGACCAGCUAUUACACCUCAGAGCUAUUAUGUGAAAAGUGCUGGACUAUAGAAGAAGUCUUGGGAGCUUUUGAUGAUUUGACACCACAAAAGGUUGAAGAACAAAUUCGUCAUAUACUUUCUCGUGUUCAUGUUGAAGCACUAAUGUAUGGAAACUUGACAAAGGAGCAUGCAUUGGAGAUGAUUGAUAUAAUUGAGAACAGUAUUAAAGAAUCUGUCAAGUGGCGACCUCUUCUGGCAAGUCAGUUAGUUUUGAAGAGACAAUAUAAGCUCCCAGAGGGUAGCCACUUUAUAUUUGAGAAAGAGAACAACAUUCAUCGUACCUCAUGCAUAGAAACCUACUACCAGUGUAGUUUACAGAAUACAGAACAAAACAUGCUACUUCAUCUCCUCUGCCAAAUUUUUGAGGAACCAUGUUUUAAUAUUCUUAGGACAAAAGAACAAUUAGGGUAUAUUGUUUUCAGUGGUAUAAGAAGAUCUCCUAAUGAACAAGGUCUGAGAGUUCUGGUUCAGUCAGACAAAUCUCCAUCUUAUGUAGACACCAGAGUCGAAGCAUUCCUUGCUUAUAUGGAGAAUUACUUAAGCCAAAUGACUGAUGAAGAAUUCAAGGCCCAUAAAGAUUCUGUCACUGUCCAUUGUUUAGAACGACCUAAAAACAUGUCCGAACAGUCGGAUAGGUAUUGGGAUGAAAUUUCAUCCCAGCAGUAUAACUUUGACAGAGAAAAUAUUGAAGUGACAUUUCUGAGGACAUUGACCCGAGAAGACAUCCUCAUCUUUUUUAAGUUGGGUACCCUUGCUGAUAUCAGUAUUGUUAAUGGUUAUAAUGCAUUGUUUCAUCAGUUCGGUACCCUUGCUGAUAUCCGUAUUGUUAGUGGUUAUAAUGCAUUGUUUCAUCAGUUCGGUACCCUUGCUGAUAUCAGUAUUGUUAAUGAUUAUAAUGCAUCGUUUCAUCAGUUGGGUACCCUUGCUGAUAUCAGUAUUGUUAAUGGUUAUAAUGCAUCGUUUCGUCAGUUGGGUACCCUUGCUGAUAUCAGUAUUGUUAAUGGUUAUAAUGCAUCGUUUCGUCAGUUGGGUACUCUUGCUGAUAUCAGUAUUGUUAAUGGUUAUAAUGCAUUGUUUCAUCAGUUGGGUACCCUUGCUGAUAUCAGUAUUGUUAAUGGUUAUAAUGCAUCGUUUCACCAGUUGAGUACCCUCAAUGUUAAGAAUAUUUUCAGCUGUUAUCCUAAUAUCUCACAGUGUUUG
Messenger RNA from Limulus polyphemus (Atlantic horseshoe crab), 3168 nucleotides. Its product is annotated as insulin-degrading enzyme-like. The annotation marks the transcript as partial. The record is from RefSeq and is a predicted model, not a curated record. Gene Ontology annotation, cellular component: mitochondrion; cytosol. The transcript is spliced from 26 exons. Gene Ontology annotation, molecular function: metalloendopeptidase activity; metal ion binding. Lineage: Eukaryota; Metazoa; Arthropoda; Merostomata; Xiphosura; Limulidae. Gene Ontology annotation, biological process: peptide catabolic process.